Messenger RNA from Capsicum annuum, 1641 nucleotides. Its product is annotated as transcription factor MYB108. Lineage: Eukaryota; Viridiplantae; Streptophyta; Magnoliopsida; Solanales; Solanaceae. The record is from RefSeq and is a predicted model, not a curated record. Bases 60 to 1565 code for a protein of 501 amino acids. The transcript is spliced from 4 exons.
CUUUAUAUAUUACUAAUAUAGUUUUGCUUUUUAUAUUUAUAAUAAAAACAAAAUAGGUAAUGAUGAAGGCACCUUGUUGUGAAAAAGUUGGGCUAAAGAGAGGAAAAUGGACAAUUGAAGAAGAUGAAUUAUUGGUGAAGUAUAUUCAAGCUAAUGGUGAAGGUUCAUGGAGGUCUCUUCCCAAAAAUGCUGGUUUAUUAAGAUGUGGAAAGAGUUGCAGAUUAAGAUGGACAAAUUAUUUGAGACCAAAUUUGAAGAGAGGCAAAUUUACUGCAGAAGAAGAUGAAACUAUUGUCAAAUUGCAUAGCACCUUGGGAAAUAGGUGGUCUUUGAUAGCCCAGGAUUUACCCGGCCGAACAGAUAACGAAAUAAAGAACUAUUGGAACUCCAAUUUACGUCGGAGACUUUACUCCUUCAGGAACUUCAAAGAACUUAUUAAGACCACUACAAAUGUACCAAAAAUCGCGGUUGAUGGCGAUUCUGAUGAAUCCUUGAGAAAACAAGAUACAAGUACAAUGUCGAAAGAGGGUUCAAUUGAAUCUCUUUUGCCAGAAGAUAAUAUUGUUGUUGAUAGAGGUUCCACUCGAAAAAACAGGUCAUUAUGUGUUGGAAGCAAUGAAGGGGCUACGUGGUCUGAAGGGGAUUCAACUGAAUCUCUUUUACCGGAAAAUUGUACAGUUGAUAUAGGUUCCAUGCAGAAACCCUACUCCUCGUGUCCUAGAGGCAAGGACGAUGUUCCUUGGUAUAGAGGGGGUUCAACUGAAUCUCUUUUGCUGGAAAAUAUAGAAAUAAACUUCGCGUGUGAAGAGAAUUCGAUUGGGUCCCUUUUGAUGGAAAAUUGUUCUUCUCCUGGAGGCAGGGAUGAUACGUCGUGGUCUGAAGAAGGGGGUUCAUUUAAAUCUCUUUUGUUGGAAAAUAUAGAAACCAACUUUUCAUGUCCCAAAGGCACAUGCAAUGCUACGUGGUCUGAAGGGGGUUCAGUUGAAUUUUUUUCGUUGGAAAAUUGUGUUGUUGAUCUAGGUUCUAAUCGAGAAAACAAACCCGUGUGGUCUGACAAAGGGGGUUCAAUUGAAUACCUGUUGACGGAAAAUUAUACUGUUGAUAUAGGUUUUAAUCGAGAAACCAAUUCCUCAUCAUGUCCCAGAGGCAACGCCGAAGCUAUGUGGUAUGAAGAAGGGAGUUCAAUUGAAUCCUCAUCGACAGAAAGUUAUAUCGUUGAUCUAGACUUUCUGACUCAGUCACCGACUCGUAAAACGGAAGAACUAGCCAUGCAACAACAUGAACAUCAUGCAAAAUCAAAGAUACAUGAGCCAAAUGAAGAAGGAGAAAACAAGAACAUCAAAGACCUUAUUCAUGAUUCACCUAAACAACAAUUGUGUCAAGGGAUAUGGUCCAUUGGGGAACAAGAACAACCAAUACAAGGACCACAUGAGCAAAAUGAAGAAAAUGAAAUUGUACUUCAACAAAAACAUAAUGAUUGUUUGCAUAAUUUUGAUAAUAAUAAUUGGUCUAAUAUAAAUUUUGAUUAUUUCUUAGAAGAAGAAUAUGGAAUUUGGAACCAUUGAAGAGUGUUCAUCUAGGGAACAUGGCAUGUUAUUAUGUCUAUGGAAUAAUAAAUAAAACACUAGUACAUUCUACUUA